Messenger RNA from Neltuma alba, 1143 nucleotides. Its product is annotated as SNF1-related protein kinase regulatory subunit gamma-like PV42a. Bases 1 to 1143 code for a protein of 380 amino acids. The transcript has 3 exons. Gene Ontology annotation, cellular component: cytoplasm; nucleus. The record is from RefSeq and is a predicted model, not a curated record. NCBI's taxonomy places the organism in Eukaryota, Viridiplantae, Streptophyta, Magnoliopsida, Fabales, Fabaceae.
AUGCAAGAAAUAAAGGAGGCGAAUGCCAACAUGCAAUGGACUGAAAGCACGAGGAUUAUUACAGACAAGAAGGUGAAAGAUUUGAUGGCAAAUAAUGCGAAGAGGCUAGUAGAGGUGCCGUACACGGUGUCGCUGUCUCAGGUGAUGGGCACGCUGGUUGCCAACAACGUGGUGGCGGUGCCGGCGGUCGCGCCACCAGGGCAAUGGAUCGGGGCCGGCGGCUCAAUGAUCGUGGAAACAGAUAAGCAAACGGGAACCCCACGAAAGCAUUACAUAGGGAUCGUGACCAUGUUUGAUAUCGCCGCUCACAUAGCUGGUGAUGACCGCUUGAGCCAGAACGAUGAUGGAGUUGAAGAUCUUCAUGAAAAAAUGUCUGCUCCAGUGUCCUCCAUUAUAGGCCACUGCAUCGAAGGUCUCAACUUAUGGACUCUCAAUCCUAAUACCAGUUUAAUGGAUUGUAUGGAAGUAUUUAGCAAAGGCGUGCAUCGAGCUAUGAUACCAGUGGACAGCCAGAUGCAGCAGAUAUCAGAAAGUGGUGGGAUUGAACUGAGAGAAUCUUCUUCAGGCUAUCAAAUGCUGACCCAAAUGGACGUGAUCAAGUUCUUGAAACAGCAUGCUUCCGAGUGGAACCACAUUGUGGGACGCUCUGUUGAAGACCUUUGCGCAGUGACAGAUAAAGUGUACGCCAUUACUGAACGCACAAGACUUAUUGACGCCAUCAGAUGCUUAAAAGCUUCCAUGCUCAACGCGGUUCCAAUCGUUAAUGCCUCGGAAGUCGGCCCAGAUGAUCACAAACAGCUUCUUAAUGGAAGAAGCAGGAAGCUGAUAGGGACAUUUUCUGCAACUGACUUGAGGAAAUGCGACAUAGAGACACUGAGAUUCUGGUUAGGCAAAAGUGCUUUAAGAUUCACAGAACAGAUGGCAUCAUCAGAAACUCCUCAACAGGAGACUAGUAGUACAUCAAGAAGAGAACUAGUGACAUGCACUGCUGAAACUGCUUUGUCUGAAGUAAUUGACAAGGCAGUGACGAGACAUGUUCAUAGGGUCUGGGUGGUGGACCAAGAAGGUUUGCUCGUUGGAGUUGUGUCCCUCUCAGACAUAAUUAGGAUUAUCAGGACUUGUCUGCUAAGCACAAAGUGGUAA